Messenger RNA from Stegostoma tigrinum, 2662 nucleotides. RefSeq names its product TSC22 domain family protein 4-like. Gene Ontology annotation, biological process: regulation of transcription by RNA polymerase II. Bases 499 to 1851 code for a protein of 450 amino acids. The transcript is spliced from 5 exons. NCBI's taxonomy places the organism in Eukaryota, Metazoa, Chordata, Chondrichthyes, Orectolobiformes, Stegostomatidae. The record is from RefSeq and is a predicted model, not a curated record.
CGGGGAGAGGGAAAGAAAGGACAUGGCGGCUGCGCGGGGGGCCGCUGAGGGGCCGAGGAGAAGGAGAAGUGGCGGCCAGAGGCAGCGGCGGGGAGCCUGACAGGUCAAUUCUGUUUUAAAAAAAUCAAACCCGAGGAGAGUUCUGGCUUUAACCGGUGCGAGCCUGGGGGAGAUUUCCGCUGGAGUCUGUCAGCUGCUCUCAUGGUGUCUCGGUCCCAACCAGUUGCUAGCUAAAGGCCUCAUCGGCUUGCAUCUUCCAGCAGAGAUGUGGAGGAAUUCCGCCGGCUCACGGGAUGCCAGUGAGCAGUGAGUCUGGCGCUUGGUAACGCCUGAGGGUAGAGGGUGUCCUCACCUCCUCUCGCUCUCUCUCGCUCCCUUGCCCGUCCUGCGCCGUUUGCCUUUGCUUUGGGGGCAAAGAGAGAGAGUGUGUGUGUGUGUGUGUCUUUCUGCCGUUUGGAGAUGGCGAGGAGCUGACGGUCGCGUGCAGCCACCGCGGCAAUGAUCGGGAAGAAGAAGAGUGGCUUCCAGAUCACCAGCGUCACCUCCGACUACGACAGUGGCAGCGGGGAAGGGCUGAAGGAGCCACUGAAUGGCGAGGCAGAGGCUGGGAGGCCUGCCACGAUCAAUGGAGGGCUAGGCUUUAGCUCCUCCACCGAGACUGAGCUGCUGGUUAAGGACGAUCGGACUAAGCCGGCGAUGACAGGGCAGCCAGCUGCUAGCAGAGAGGCCAGUGAAGUGCCAAAAGAAGCCGGGCCAGCGGGGGUGCUCCCUGGGACCAGGUCCCCCCCACCCCCGGCCCCCAGCCCCUGCAGCUCUCGCUUCCGGGUGGUGAAGCUGGAUCACGGGCUGGGUGAGCCGUACCGUCGGGGCCGCUGGACCUGUGUGGACCUGUACGACCGCGAGCUGGACAGCCACGGCCUGGCCAAGGUGCUGGACAGUGGCCGCCAUGUCAACUCCCUGGACUCGCACCCAGAUUUCGGCGCCCUGAUUGCCCACAGGGCAGUGAGCCAGCUCUGGCCCAGGCCACAUGCCCCCAAGAGCCAGGGCUCCCCCCUGGGUGAGGCUCCGAGGGCCCGUGCUGCCGACACCCUGCACGUGCUCCUGCAGGCAGCCAAGACCCUGAGUCUGGACUCUCCGCCUGGGACUGCCGCCCCCGUCGUCGUCCCCUCCUCCUCCUCACCCUCGCCCCCCCAGCCCCACGGGGCUCCCAGCACAAGCGGCAACGCAAGCGUGACGCCCCAGGAGAAGGGGGAUGUAGCAGCAAGACCCCACCCUGCCAACCAGCCACAUGGAGCCAAGGCUGGCGCCGCAGAGACGGCCUCACCGCCGCCGGAACAGCCACCAUCGAAUGUGAAGCAGCCCUCCUCGGGAGACCAGGGGGGACUGAGAAAGUUUUCUGAGCCUCGAUCCAUGUCUGUCUUGCCGGCCCUGUCUGUCCAGGAUGGUAGCCCUUCCAGAAAGACCCGUGCCUCCGAGCCAAGUGCCGCCAGCUCUCUCCGCUUCGUCUCGCCAAUGCAGACACUGGCCAAGUCCAUGCUGUCGGUUGGAACGCACCCAGACAGCGAUGACGACAGUGGUUCCAGCAGCAGCAUGGUCGCCAUUGACAACAAGAUCGAACAAGCCAUGGACUUGGUGAAGAGCCACCUGAUGUACGCGGUGCGGGAGGAGGUGGAGGUGCUGAAGGAGCAGAUCAAGGAACUUGUCGAUCGCAACGCCCUGCUGGAGCGGGAGAACGCCUUGUUGAAGUCGCUUGCCAACCCAGAGCAGCUGUCCCAGCUCCAGGCUCAGCUACGGAGUACGGGCAGCACUGUCACUGGGUCGUCGGGCUCCUCACCCGCCAGCACUGCCUGAGGCAAUGAGACAGUGGGCAUAGUAAAACGUUCCUUACCCUCCCCACCACCACCUGAAACACUACAUGAGACAGCAAGGUGAGGGGAGGGCAGUGUACCUUCCGGUACCGACACUCCAGCACCGAGCCCACAGGAUCCGAGCUUCAGAAACAAACUGAUCGAUGUGAUGCUGCUAACCUGGCAUUCGCUGCCUUUUUUCAUAAGACUCUGUGUGUGUGGGGCACGAUGGGAUAAGGGAUGGCUGCCUCUCUAGAAUCUGCUCAAGAUCUGAGGGAGGGUUGAGGAAUGAGAUGGGCCCUUCCACAUCCUCAUACUGGUGCCUGUCUGUCUACCCCCUCGAUCCAGCUCUUUCGCUCACUCUCUCUUUCGUGCUUUCAAUCCUUUGCUCUCUUUCUCUCUGUCUCAUCCCUCCCACGCAAGCUCCCUCCCUGCCUCGUGCGCUCAUUUUCUUUUCCUCCAUCUUUCGCACUCUUGCUUGCUCCUGCUGUCUUUCCUCCCUCAUUCCUUCCUCCCACCCUCCUUAGGUGGGAAUUCAGUGACCAAUCAUGUGCACGGAGAUGGGAUUCGGAAGGCUGUUUUUGUUUGGAUGGGCAGAGAGGGAGCAUGGGUGGGUGUGGGGAAUGAGACCUCUACUACCCUUGCCUCCCUUAAGCCGUGCGGGUACCGUCACCCCCCACCUCACAACCACCAUUGUCUGCUGGCCUCACUUAGUUCUACAGGGUUCCUCCUGAUUGGGUGGGAUAGAGAGACAGCCUCUGCGCACACUGUUUUUGUUUUUGUUUGUUAAAUUGAUAAAGCCUUACCUUACCUCA